Penicillium robsamsonii is the source of this 462-nucleotide messenger RNA. RefSeq lists its product as uncharacterized. The record is from RefSeq and is a predicted model, not a curated record. Gene Ontology annotation, cellular component: mitochondrion. Bases 1 to 462 code for a protein of 153 amino acids. The transcript is spliced from 3 exons. Gene Ontology annotation, molecular function: oxidoreductase activity. NCBI's taxonomy places the organism in Eukaryota, Fungi, Ascomycota, Eurotiomycetes, Eurotiales, Aspergillaceae.
AUGUUCCGCUUCAGCAAAACCCUCGACCCAAUCACCCUCUUCCACUCCCCCUCCAUCCAAGCCUCAACCCGAGUCCUCAACAUCCUGAAACAAGCCUCCGCAACAGCCAGCGAAACUGCCACAGAAGACCAGGCCAGCGACCACUCCACCCACUCAAAGAAACAGCGCGGCGAGUUCGAGCUGGAGGUUACCACCUCUCCCCCGACAACAGACCAGCUUCGCAGUAUCCUCGACUAUGUCUCGCCCGUCAGUGGUGUCAGUGGUCAGGUUGAGAAGGUGACGUAUGGUGUUGCAGAGUUGGUGAAGGGUGCCCGUGAUGCGGAGGAUGCGCUGAAGAAGUUCAAGGAGAAUAAUGAAAAUUUCGUGAGACCUAUUACAGUUGACUGGGUCAAUGGCCGUGCUGUGAUUGGAGACAACGAGUCCGAGAUUCUGCGCAUGGUGCGCCAGCUUCCUGACAACUAA